UUCUGAAUUUUGAAACAAAAGUGAGAUAGAUAAAUAACCAUCAUGAUACUUAUAAAGAAUACUUCUAUGGCUUGUAUUUUGCUUGUACUCCUUUGUGCUUCCUGGUUGUCUAAUGCUAGGUUGCAUCCUCAAGGAGGUGUUGUUGAAGUUAAUGGUAUCUCGAGUACAAAGGCAAAUGUUACAACUGCAAUAGACGGGAAGAAUGAGAGUGUAAAUUCACCUAGUCGAUCAAGCUUUCAUGGAAAAAGAAGUUUGAGAACACAUUUGUCUGAUGAUAGUGGUUUUGUUGCUUUUACUACUGACUAUCAUCCACCAAGGCAUCACCCACCUAAGAACAACAAAUGAUUUAAAAUCCCAAACUUAGAUCAAUGCAAGAUAUAUAUUUAUGUGUUGUUUUUAUUUAUUUUGCUUAUCCUUUAAUUUUAUGUUUUUCUUGUUGAAGAGUGUCUUGUAUCUUGAAUCGUCAUAAUUAUAAAUAUUCUUUUUGCCAUUGUAAUGUAAAAUUAACAUAUGUCAAAUGAAUGUCACUUAGAAGAAGUGAUCCAUGGAGAUUAA
This is a messenger RNA of Medicago truncatula (barrel medic), 555 nucleotides long. RefSeq names its product root meristem growth factor 2. The transcript is spliced from 3 exons. Lineage: Eukaryota; Viridiplantae; Streptophyta; Magnoliopsida; Fabales; Fabaceae. The record is from RefSeq and is a predicted model, not a curated record. Bases 43 to 345 code for a protein of 100 amino acids.